Molecule: messenger RNA, 570 nt
Organism: Lichtheimia ornata
Lineage: Eukaryota; Fungi; Mucoromycota; Mucoromycetes; Mucorales; Lichtheimiaceae
Exons: 4
Coding region: 1-570 (189 amino acids)
Source: RefSeq, a predicted model, not a curated record
AUGAAGUUCUCCAUCAUCGCCUCCGUUGCUGCCUUUGUCGCCACCGUUUCCGCUCAGGGCAUCUCUGUCAUCAACCCCACCCUUGGUGCUGUCUGGACCACUGGCACCACCCAAUCCAUCACCUGGACUGUCACCAACGCCACCAAGGUCACUGGCAUCAACUUGAGACAAGGUGGUUCUACCAACUUGGACAGCGUCUACACUAUUAGCAACGCCGAAAUCGAUGCUAGCGCUGCCAAGUAUGACUGGAACAUCCAAAAUGAUACCCCCACUGGUGCUGAUUACUCUGUUGAGGUUGUCACUGAUGCUGGUGCUUCGUACUCGCCUUACUUCACCAUCUUGGCUGGUAACGGUGCCGCUCAAUCCUCUGGCGCUGCUCAAUCCUCUGGCUCUGCUCAAUCCUCUGGUGCCAGCAAGGCCUCUGGUUCUUCUGCUUCUGCCACUGGCUCUGCUUCCGCUUCUGGUGAUAAGCCCGAGAGCUCUGACAAUGCUGAAGGUGCUGCUACCAGCAUGAAGGCCAAUGUCAUCCUUGGUGCUGCUGCUGGUGCCGCUGCCCUUGCUCUCAUCUAA